Molecule: messenger RNA, 1043 nt
Organism: Beta vulgaris subsp. vulgaris (sugar beet)
Lineage: Eukaryota; Viridiplantae; Streptophyta; Magnoliopsida; Caryophyllales; Amaranthaceae
Exons: 3
Coding region: 233-646 (137 amino acids)
Biological process (GO): regulation of circadian rhythm; response to cold
Source: RefSeq, a predicted model, not a curated record
AACAAAAAAGUGCCAAUAAAAAAUCUCACCACCUCACAUAUAUAUUUAAUAUACACCAAAACCAAAACCAAAACCAACACCAAAACCAAAACCAAAACCAAAAGUAUUCUUUAUGUAAGAUAGAGAAAAAAAAAGGAACAAAUAUCUUCUAAAGAUCAAUACCAAUCUUCUUCUUCAUCACUCAUCGGCCGGAAUUUAAAUUUUCCGGUGACCCAGAUAAUUUUCCGGCGAGAUGGACCCACAGCUAAUUUCUAUUAGUGGUAGCAACAACAACAAUAAUAAUACUAGUACUAGUACUAGUAAUGAUAACAAUUAUGAAAAUAAUUGUGUUGAAGAAAAUAAUGGGUUACAAUGGACCAACGAAAAACAUUCAAAUUUCUUGAGAUUAAUGGAAGCAUCUUUUGUACGGAAUUUAAUGGAGAGAAGCAGCAACAAUAUUACCAAAGUUACUCAUCAUGUAACUUCCAGACUUGACCGUUUUGUCCCUGAUAUUUCUGAGUCCACCCUUGAUUUACAUAAAUCAUCAGAUCGAGUGAGCAGAACUUGUAACAGGCAAAAGGGAAGAGGCAUUAUUCGUCCUUACAAAAUGUCACAUGAUCAGGUUGUCCCACAUCUAAAGGAUAAAGUAGGCGACAAGGGUCAGUAAGACCAUAACAAGUGAUGUGAAGUGCAGCCUACCGGGCUACCGGCGUAUUGCUGCUUCUAUAAACCAACCCCGUAUAUCUGGCGAUGACUGAAAUAUGUUUUGGUAGAAGUAGUAGCAAUUAGCAUCGUCGUACACCACUAAUACUUAGAGCAUUCUGUUGAUCUUUCAUUAACUCACUUCCUUGGUAGUAUAAGUAUUUCAGUUGACCACUGCUUUGUCAAGCUUCACUUCCAUUUUAAAGGAAAAGGAAUACAAGUAACAGUUGAUGAAUCCAUCAACACAUAACUUCUCUUAAGUGAACCGGGGUUUUAAAAUCUUCAAGACGGUCCUGAUUUAUGUCAAGUGUUUAAGCCAUUAACCAAUAAUCGAUUCGUGAAUUAUUAUUGAUUGUCUUCAA